GGCGGCCGAGUCAAGUUCCGGUUCCGGUUGCUGCCGCCGGCGGCGAGCGGUGAAUCUGGAGCCAGCGCGCAGUUUGCGAUCCGGGACGGCGCUUUUCCCUGGGCGCGUGUUUGGCUUGCUGCAGCUCGGGGGCCUGUGCUGCCCCUGAGCCCCCUUCCGGGCGAUGGUGCAGCCUGAGGGCGCCUCCGCCCCCCUCCGCCGCUGACCCCAGUCCCCCACUCCAUGGCCGCCUCGGCGCCGCCCCCACCGGACAAGCUGGAGGGAGGUGGCGGCCCCGCACCGCCCCCUGCGCCGCCCAGCACCGGGAGGAAGCAGGGCAAGGCCGGUCUGCAAAUGAAGAGCCCAGAAAAGAAGCGAAGAAAAUCAAAUACUCAGGGUCCUGCUUACUCACAUCUGACGGAGUUUGCACCACCCCCAACUCCCAUGGUGGAUCAUCUGGUUGCAUCCAACCCUUUUGAGGAUGAUUUUGGAGCCCCUAAGGUGGGGGGUGCUGCCCCUCCAUUCCUUGGCAGUCCUGUGCCCUUUGGAGGUUUCCGUGUACAAGGGGCUAUGGCAGGCCAGGUACCCCCAGGCUACGGCACUGGGGGUGGAGGGGGUCCCCAGACACUUCGCCGACAGCCCCCCCCUUUCCCUCCUAAUCCUAUGGGACCUGCUUUCAACAUGCCCCCCCAGGGCCCUGGCUACCCACCUCCAGGCAACAUGAACUUUCCCAGUCAACCCUUCAACCAGCCUCUGGGUCAAAACUUUAGCCCUCCAGGUGGGCAGAUGAUGCCAGGCCCAGUGGGGGGAUUUGGCCCCAUGAUCUCACCCACCAUAGGACAGCCUCCCAGAGGGGAGCUGGGCCCUCCUUCUCUCCCCCAGCGCUUUGCCCAGCCAGGUGUGCCUUUUGGCCCUUCUCCUUUACAGAGACCUGGUCAGGGGCUCCCCAGCCUGCCCCCCAACACGAGUCCCUUCCCUGGUCCAGACCCUGGCUUUCCUGGCCCUGGUGGUGAGGAUGGGGGGAAGCCCUUGAAUCCACCUGCUCCCACUGCUUUUCCCCAGGAGCCCCACUCAGGCUCCCCAGCUGCUGCUGUUAAUGGGAAUCAGCCCAGUUUCCCCCCAAACAGCAGUGGACGGGGUGGGGGCACUCCAGAUGCCAACAACCUAGCACCCCCUGGCAAGGCAGGUGGGGGUUCAGGGCCCCAGCCUCCCCCAGGCCUGGUGUAUCCAUGUGGUGCCUGUCGGAGUGAGGUGAAUGACGACCAGGAUGCUAUCUUGUGUGAGGCCUCCUGCCAGAAGUGGUUCCACCGUGAGUGCACAGGCAUGACUGAGAGCGCCUAUGGGCUGCUGACCACUGAGGCCUCUGCUGUCUGGGCCUGUGAUCUCUGCCUCAAGACCAAGGAGAUCCAGUCUGUCUACAUCCGCGAGGGCAUGGGACAACUGGUGGCUGCUAACGAUGGGUGACACUGGUGAGGUGGUCCUGGGGAAGUGCACAUGUCCCUGCUCCUCCAGGGUGAUUGUCUGGCUCCUGGUCCUCGUUUCCACUGGUUCCCCAUCCCCACGGAACAGAAACAUGAUGGUUCCUAGGGGGCAGAACAGGAACAGAGGUGGGCAAGGCAGAAGAGCCUGGGAUGCCCACUUUUCUGGAAACAACGCAUCAAGAUCUACAGAGAUCCAGGAAACCAAAGCCCUGCUGAGCAGAGCCAACUUUUUUGUGACUGUCGGGAGGCCUAGGUGUAAGACUGCAGGAGAAAAGGGGACAGAGGAAGUUCAGGAGGGCAAGAGUGUCCUGUCUGCCUAUGAUGGCUAUCCCUAACACCUGUGCCUAACACCCCUGUCUAGCCCCACAGCUCUAGCUUUGGGUUUUGAAGUGAAUUGUUGAAAGUUUCUGGCUAGAGGAGCUGGGUCUCUUCCCAUCUCUGCAACAGCCAUUUCAUGGACUCUGGGAGACAGCAUUAGGGCAUAAAUGGGGAUCCUUCCUUUUUUCUACCCUGCCCUUUGCCUUCCCCAGACCUGUCCAACUCCUCCUCCCUCAGAGCACCAAAUAGCUUGAAGAAUCGAGUUCCCAGCUAUGGCAGUUUUCUUGGUGACUUGAAGCUUCAAGACAGUAGGUAAGAGAUGCUGUCAGGACAUAGCUUCCUCAUACCAAAGUCACUGGUCUCAGCUUCUCAUGCUUUUCUGUUAAUAAUCAUAUUUUUGCCAAAAAUUGGGACGUGGUCUGACAGACCAGAAUAUUUGAAGUUUGGGCUGUCCUGGAGGUCUGGACUCUGUUGGUAUCCCCGGCCUUACAUCUGUCGCACAUUAAACUCAGUGCUAUUCUUCAGCUUUUGGCACCCUUAUAUCGCUGCCUCCCUGGCUUGAUUGAAGGAAAGCUUGGAAAGGCACAAAGGCCUUAUACCUCAUUUCUUCCGGGAUAAAAGGAUCCACGCGAGGCCCUAUCAUGACCUUGUGUGUAGGAGGAGUCUGCAGGAUUCUCAAUGUCAUGGUACGAAAAGGAAGAAGAGCCUGGAGCUUUUCGCUUCUCUCUUUCUUGGCCAUUUGGUAUCAUCUUGGGCCAGGUGAUCAGCAGUUCUCAUUCCUCUCAGCCAAAGUCCUGAACUGGGCUGUUCUUAUUUUUUUAAAGCACUGCCUGCCAGCAAUGAGCCUGGGGCCUGAUCAGGAGCCCCUCUCAGCUGUUCUUUGUUCCUUACAGCUCCUGUGUGCAUUCCUCAAAGGGGUGGGGAAGGGAGGCCUGGGGUGUGGCCCUCCUGAGAAAAGUCUGUGGUGGCUCUGACCCACCACCUACAGAGUGUGGCGGCAAAGUCUACUCUCUGCAGUCCCCUACGCCCACUUCUCUCUGUUCCCUGCACUUGGAGAGAAGACACUGCCCGGUGGCGCCCACAGCCUUUGCAGCUAUGAGGAAGAGGAGGGUGGGUCUCCGGGCUUCUCUAACCUGGUGUUCCCCACACCAAAACAGUGGAGGUGGCACCCCCCACCUCCAACUUUGUGUUGUGUUUGUGGUUCUGUUUGCUCCUCUUCCCAGUUGCUACUUUUGUAUUGUCUCCCUUUCCACAGUUGUAAACCACUCCUGGGGAGUGUCUGUCACAGCUCCUUGCCACUACUUUUUGGAAGAAAAGUGGAGUGGCAGAGAUGUGGUCGUGGGGUCUUUUGUACGGUUGAGUUAAUAAAAUGACUUAAAAAUCCAGGCAAGGACUCCUUG
Sciurus carolinensis (gray squirrel) is the source of this 3178-nucleotide messenger RNA. It is a transcript of the gene Pygo2, whose product is annotated as pygopus family PHD finger 2. The transcript has 3 exons. Bases 223 to 1443 code for a protein of 406 amino acids. Gene Ontology annotation, biological process: spermatid nucleus differentiation; kidney development. Lineage: Eukaryota; Metazoa; Chordata; Mammalia; Rodentia; Sciuridae. The record is from RefSeq and is a predicted model, not a curated record.